CACUACAAAGGGGAUAAUCUUGAGUACACGCAUGCACACCGAGAUGGAUGGUGUACAUGACAUAUCAAGCAUUCCAACUGCAUAGUUGUGUGGUCUACGAGUUGACCCAAAAAAAAAAAAAAAAGAGGGGAAAAGGGGUCUAGCUAUGCAUGUAGUUGUGAAAUCAAUUCUCAAGCCUUCACUGAAGUUUUGAUCUGAAAUUUAUCUUCUUUUUUCCUGAGAAAAAACAACAAUUUAGAGUGUGGUACAAAGUUUUGAACUUUCACUGGAAAAUUCCACAAAUCUACUUCUCUCUGUGAUCUGGUUUUCGCUUACGAAACAAUGGUGGCAGUGGCAGAGAUCUUUCUGGGAGCGUUGCUACAGAUGCUGUUUGAGAAGUUGAUGUCGAGGGAGGUGCUCGACUUUGCUCGUGGUGAAGGUGUUCACAAGAAGCUUGAGAAAUGGAGCUCAACACUACGGAUGAUUCAAGCCGUGCUCUCUGAUGCAGAGGCGAAGCAACUGACCAGUGAGGCUGUGAAACUUUGGCUUGCUGAUCUCAGAGACUUGGCUUAUGAUGUGGAAGAUGUACUGGACAAGUUCUAUACCAAGCAGAUACAGAAUUUACUUCAAGGUAACUCUUGGAAGUUCACCCAUAUUUUCAUGCGUAAAAUCAAUUCAGAGAUUAAUGAAAUCACUAAAAGGUUCGAUGAUAUAUCUAGUAGGGAAAUUAAACUUGGUUUGAAUAAAAUUGAAAGAUCUGUGCCAGAAUGGAAAAGACUACCAAGCUCAAGUUUGCCUGAUAGUCCCGUCGUGGUUGGAAGAGACGAAGACAAGAAGAAAAUAGUCGAAUUGUUGUUAAGUGAUAAUCAAAAUAAAGAAAAUUUUGAUGUAGUUGGCUUGGUUGGGAUGCCUGGAGUUGGAAAGACAACACUUGCAAGGUUGGCUUUCAAAGAUGAUGCCAUGAAAUAUUUUGACAUAAAAGUUUGGGUUUCCGUAUCUGAUGACUUUGAUUAUGUGAGGUUAACGAAGGCAAUUCUUAAUUCAAUCGAUUCAGAAAGUAGGAGUUUUGAUGAGUUCAGUCAAAUUCAGAAUCAUCUGAGUAAAGAUUUGGCGGGGAAGAAGUUUUUGAUUGUUAUGGAUGACGUCUGGAAUAAAAAGUAUGAGCUGUGGUUAACCUUGCAAGCCCCCUUUGGAGCUGGAGCACCAGGAAGCAAGAUACUUGUCACAACACGAAAUGAAGAUGUUGCAAAGUUGAUGGCAGCAGUUGAAUGUUAUAAUCUGGAGUGCAUAUCGGAUGAUGAUUGUUGGAAAGUAUUUGUGCAGCAUUUAUCAAAUAGAAAUAUUAGUGAACCAUCAAAAUUGGAAUCUCAAAGGGAGAAUGUUGUUUCGAAAUGCAAAGGCUUGCCCUUUGCAGCACAGACUCUGGGUGGUCUUCUCCGUUGCAAAGAAAUUGAUGAAUGGAAGGAUGUAUUGGAAAACAAGUUAUGGACCCAACCAGAACAUAGUAACAUUCUCUCACUGUUAAAAUUAAGCUACCGCUACCUCCCUCCUCAUGUAAAAAGGUGUUUUGCCUAUUGCUCAAUAUUCCCAGAGGACUAUGAAUUUGAGGAAAAACAGUUGAUUCUUUUAUGGAUGGCGGAAGGGUUACUCCAGAAUCAAAAAGGGAGCAGAGAAAUGGAAGAUUUGGGCAGAGAGUAUUUCAGAGAGCUAUUCUCAAGGUCAUUCUUUCAGAAAUCAAAAAAGGACGAAUCAAAGUAUGUAAUGCAUGACCUCUUGAAUGAUUUUGCACGAUUGGUUGCUGGAGAAAUUGGUUUUACGUUGGAAGAUAAGGUGGAUUAUCAUAAGCGAUGCAGGAUUUUCAAAAAGGUCCGUCACUCAGCUUACAUCAGUGCUGACCUUGAAGGCAUUCACAGACUUGAGGUAUUCUCCAACUUCGAGCAUUUGCGGACUUUCCUACCACUUUCACAUUCAUAUAAUGGAAGAAAGUACUUGACUAGCAAUUUUACUCUUCAAAUAUUGCCAAAAUUACAAUAUCUAAGGGUGCUUUCUCUGAAGGGAUAUUGUAUUAGAGAGCUACCAGAUUCAAUUGGUAAACUAAGACUUCUACGGUACCUUGACCUUUCCUAUACAGAUAUAACAAGUUUGCCUGAAUCCGUAAGCGAUCUCUACAAUUUACAGACCUUGUUGUUAGAAGUCUGCGGUUAUCUAAAUGCAUUGCCCACUGGUUUGAAGAAUCUAAUUAAUCUGCGUCAUCUCAUCUAUUCAAACAAAUGGCAUAAACGCUAUGACACAUCAUAUCCACGGUCUUUGAAAGGAAUGCCUUCAAAUAUGGGUAAGUUGACUAAUCUCCAAACAUUGUCUUACUUUGUUGUGGGAAAAGAGAGUAGCUCAUCGGGAGUUGGAGAAUUGGGACCUCUAUUGCAUCUUUGUGGGACACUACACAUCUCAGGACUAGAGAAUGUGAAUGGAGCUAAGGAUGCAGUACUGGCCAACUUAGCUGGCAAGGAUGGCAUUGAUGUAUUGCUAUUGGAAUGGAAAGCGAAAGAAACAGCUGAUCCAGAUAUUUUUGAAAGCCUACAACCUCCUCUGAUGCUCAAGGAGCUUGCUGUCAUGAACUAUGGUGGUUCUAAAUUUCCAGCUUGGAUGGGAAAUUCUUUAUUCUCUAAGAUGGUGAAAGUGAGGUUAAAAGAUUGUAGGCGAUGCAAAUUGUUGCCCCCACUUGGACAAUUGCCCUUGCUAAAAGAGCUUACUAUAAAAGGAUUGUCUGGGGUAGAAAGCGUUGGAAGUGAGUUUUAUGGGGAUGGUGGGUUGAAUGCUUGGAAAAUUGGAAACCCUCUGCUUUAA
Ziziphus jujuba (common jujube) is the source of this 2823-nucleotide messenger RNA. RefSeq names its product putative disease resistance RPP13-like protein 1. NCBI's taxonomy places the organism in Eukaryota, Viridiplantae, Streptophyta, Magnoliopsida, Rosales, Rhamnaceae. Gene Ontology annotation, biological process: defense response to other organism. The transcript has a single exon. The record is from RefSeq and is a predicted model, not a curated record. Bases 322 to 2823 code for a protein of 833 amino acids. Gene Ontology annotation, molecular function: ADP binding.